AUGCUAAAUACUUCCUUGGCCUCGAGAUCGCACGUACCUCUGCUGGCAUUUCCGUUUGUCAAUGGUUUGGAGUUACUUGAAGUCACUGGUUUCCUUGGCAGUAAACCGGCUUCUACACCUUUGGAUCCGAGUUUGAAGCUGAACAUGGAGAUGGGUACUGCUUUUCCUGACCCUACCUCUUAUCGAAAGAUCAUUGGUAAGCUUAUGUACCUUCACAUGACUCGACCUGAUAUUUUCUAUGCUGUGAACAUGCUUUGUCAGUUUUCUCAUGACCCGAGAGAUGUUCAUUUGAAGGCAGCUCAUCGAGUUCUUCGUUAUUUAAAGCGAACUGUUGGACAAGGUCUCUUUUAUGCUGCUAACUCUGCUUUUGAUCUCCGUGGUUACGCUGAUGCUGAUUGGGGAACUAAUACUGAUGAUCGGCGUUCCAUUUCUGGCUACUGCAUGUUCAUUGGUGACUCUUUGGUGUCUUGGAAGUCGAAGAAACAAGACACUGUUUCCUGCAGUUCUGCUGAAGCUGAGUUUCGAGCAAUGGCUUUUGCCACUAAGGAGAUGAUUUGGUUGUCUCGGUUACUGGUUUCCCUCAAGAUCCCUUUUCAGGAACCCACACACCUCUAUUGUGACAACACUGCUGCCAUUCACAUAGCCAACAACUUCGUCUACCAUGAGAGGACGAAGCACGUUGAGAUUGAUUGUUACAAGAUACGUGAGUCCAUUGAUUCUGGUUUUAUCAAGACUAUGUUCGUGGAUUCUGUGGAUAACUUGGCUGAUUGCCUUACUAAAUUGUUGCACCCGACUAUGUUUCAUGGUCUUAUACACAAGAUGGGUGUUUGCAACAUCUUCCAACCUCCAUCUUGA
This is a messenger RNA of Microthlaspi erraticum, 855 nucleotides long. The record is from the annotation of a GenBank genome assembly. NCBI's taxonomy places the organism in Eukaryota, Viridiplantae, Streptophyta, Magnoliopsida, Brassicales, Brassicaceae.